AUUAGGUUUUUUUUUGGAUUGUAUCGAAAACCUUGUACAGCACUACAGCCCGUUGAAUUUAGGACGUUCGAGGUGAUCCUGGAUUCUCCUCCAGCUCCAGUUGAGAAUGAGGAUAGUAGGAUUAACGGGAGGAAUUGCUUCAGGGAAGAGCACCGUCUCCAAUCUUUUCAAGUCCCGCGGUAUUCCGGUCGUCGAUGCCGACAUCGUUGCUCGUAAUGUCUUGAAGAAAGGCACUGGAGGGUGGAAAAAGGUAGUGGCUGCAUUUGGAGAAGACAUCUUGCAGGCCAAUGGCGAGGUGGAUCGCGCCAAGCUGGGUCAAAUCGUGUUUUCUGAUCCUGCAAAACGCCACCUCCUUAAUAGGCUGUUAGCGCCUUAUAUUUCAUCCGGUAUCUUUAUGGAAGUCUUGAAGCUGUGGAUGAAGGGUUGCAAGAUAAUUGUUCUCGAUGUGCCUCUUUUAUUUGAAGCCAAGAUGGAUAAGUGGACUAAACCGAUUAUUGUUGUUUGGGUAGACCCGGAGACACAGCUUCAGCGGCUCAUGACAAGGGAUGGAUCUAUAGAGGAAGAGGCCAAAAGCAGGAUAAGUUCUCAGAUGUCUCUGGAUGUAAAGAGGACAAAGGCGGAUAUUGUGAUUGAUAAUACAGGGACACUAGAGGAUUUGAAUAAGCAGUUUGAGGCGGUGUUAAUCCAGAUAACAAAGCCAUUGACUUGGACCGAGUAUGCACUUACCAGACAGGGAGCUAUUCUUGGAUUGCUUUCUAUUUUCGUUGGCGUUGUAAUAUGCAAGAAAAGUUUAUGAUUGUAAUUUCUUUAAACUUUUCAUUAAUGUUUUGUGUUUGAAGUAUUCUACUCGAAAACUGGAUCCAUUUGUUGAAAGUUUCUUAUUGUGCUAACAU
Molecule: messenger RNA, 893 nt
Organism: Ipomoea nil (Japanese morning glory)
Lineage: Eukaryota; Viridiplantae; Streptophyta; Magnoliopsida; Solanales; Convolvulaceae
Product: dephospho-CoA kinase-like
Exons: 3
Coding region: 107-796 (229 amino acids)
Biological process (GO): coenzyme A biosynthetic process
Molecular function (GO): dephospho-CoA kinase activity; ATP binding
Source: RefSeq, a predicted model, not a curated record